Rubroshorea leprosula is the source of this 4206-nucleotide messenger RNA. NCBI's taxonomy places the organism in Eukaryota, Viridiplantae, Streptophyta, Magnoliopsida, Malvales, Dipterocarpaceae. The record is from the annotation of a GenBank genome assembly.
UAGAGAAGUCUACACGUAAUUUGAAAAAAAGCUGAAGGACUUUCAGUUUUGGGAAGGCCAUAAAUUCUUGUGUCUAGCCCUACAAUUUUGAAUAAUCCAUCACUCCUUUGUUUACCAACUCGUGUUCAUCUUUAAGAAAAUGGCAAGUUUAACAAGAUUUUCCCAAAUCCUCUGCCUUUCCUUCAUGUUGUUACCGUUUCAAGUCCAAAGCUCCUCACCGUCUCAAUCUUCUCCAGAUUCAUCACCACAUGUGUGCCGUCCUGAAGAGCAUUCUGCAUUGCUUGAUUUCAAAAGCACUACGGAUAUGAUGGAUGACUUUUUUUGUACUCCUCGUCGUAUAAUACAAACUUGGAACAAGAGUACAGACUGCUGCUCGUGGGAAGGCGUCACAUGCGACAAGCGGAAUGGUCAUGUGAUUGGCCUUGAUCUUAGCAGUAAUUGUCUUUAUGCCGAUCUAACCACAAAUAGUAGUCUCUUUCGCCUUGAGAAAUUGCAGAGCCUCAACCUUGCUUACAACGAUUUUAGCUACCCCAAUCUCUCUUUUGGGUUCGACCGUUGGAAGAGUUUGACAUAUCUUAAUCUUUCAGAUUCAAGAUUCAUCUCUCUCCUGUUUGAUGAGAUCUUCUUGCCACCAAAAUUGGUUUCACUCGAUCUUUCUAAUAAUGAUGGUUUGCUUCUUGACGACAUAAAGUUUCAAAUGCUUGUGCAUAUCUUAGCAGAAUUAAGGUUUCUUAUCCUUGAUUCUGUGAAUAUGGUUGUCGUUCUGCCUUCUUCCUUGCUAAACUUGACUUCUUCCUUGGAGCAUUUGAGCCUUCACAAUUGUAAUUUGCAAGGAAACUUUCCAAACCAAGUUUUUCAGCUACCGAAAUUGGUUUCACUUGAUCUCUCUGAUAAUUAUGGUUUGCUUCUUGACAACAUAAAGUUUCAAAUGCUUGUGCAUAACUUAACAGAAUUAAGGUUUCUUAGCCUUGAUUCUGUGAAUAUGUCUCUGGUUGUGCCUUCUUCCUUGCUAAACUUGACUUCCUCCUUAGAAUAUUUGAACCUUCACGAUUGUAAUUUGCAAGGAAACUUUCCAAACCAAGUUUUUCAGCUUCCAUCUCUCCAACUUCUUGAUUUAAGCUACAACUUUGAUUUAGGAGGUAAUUUGCCAGAGUCAAACCAGAGUAGUACCCUUGAGUAUUUGAAUCUUGCAAACACAAGUUUCUCAGGGGAGUUGCCUCAUUCAAUUGGAAAUCUUAAACUCCUAAAGGAAUUGGAUCUCCAUUACUGCCAAUUUUAUGGGUCAAUUCCUAGAUCUCUUGCAAAUCUUACAAAGAUAACUCAACUAGAUUUUUUGGCCAACCAUUUGCAAGGGCAAAUACCAGAUGUUUUUGGAAAAAUACACAAGCUAACUUAUUUGAGGUUAGAUGCAAACAAUUUAGGUGGUGAAAUUCCUGCAUCAAUCUUCAACCUCACCCAUCUUACUUUUUUGUCACUAUCAUCAAAUAAGCUAUUAGGUUGUGUACCAUCUUGGUUGUUUUCUCUGCCUUCUUUAUCCUAUUUAGACCUCCAAAACAACUGCCUUACUGGACCUAUUGAUCAUAUUGCGAUUCCCAAUCUCAAUUUACAAAUAGUUUGUUUGUCCAAUAAUGAGAUAAGUGGUUCAAUUCCUAGCUCCUUCUUUGAUCUUGUGCAUCUUACUAUAGUCGACCUUUCUUCAAAUAACUUAACUGGCACCAUUACACCCGACAUGCUUUCGAAGCUUGUAGACCUUGAGGAUCUUGAUCUUUCCAACAAUAGUUUGCUGUCUUUGAGCAAUAAUGGCACUGCUGUCAACUAUUCCUUUCUUCCGAGCCUCCGGUCUUUAAAAUUCUCUUCUUGCAACAUACACAAGUUCCCAAGUUUCUUAAGGAAGGCAAAGAAAUUGCAAGAAUUGGAUAUUUCCAAGAACAAGAUUUCUGGUCAAAUUCAUAAAUGGGAAAUAGAAGGGAUGUCAUUGGAUAGAUUAGACCUUUCUUAUAACUUCUUGACUGGUAUAGAUUCAUUUGGUUUUGGAAAUCUUGAAAUCGUUGACCUCAGAUCCAACUUACUACAAGGAUCACUUCCCAUUCUAUCAACAACUUGGGAUUCUAUGCAACGACUCUUCAUUUCAAGGAAUAAUUUGACUGGUGAAAUCCCUUCUUCUUAUUGUAAUUUUACUUCUCUUAUAGAUCUAGUCUUAGCUAAUAAUAGGUUGGGAGGAAAAAUUCCAGAAUGUCUUGGAAACUUAAGUUACCUCAACAUCUUGGAUUUGCGGAUGAAUAAGUUCCAUGGUAGGAUUCCAAAUUUACUUGUCAACAACAGUUUAUUGUCAACUCUCAACCUAAAUGGCAACCAGUUGGAAGGGAUACUGCCACGGUCUUUGGUUGAUUGCAGUAAGUUGGAAAUUCUAGAUGUGGGGAACAACAAAUUGAAUGAUACCUUUCCACAUUGGUUAGGUGUUCUUCCAUUGCUCAAAGUUCUCAUCCUUCGAUCUAAUCGAUUUCAUGGUGCCAUCAACAAUUCUAUGCCUUCAUUUUACUUCCUUCAGUUAAGAAUCAUUGAUGUCGCACAGAAUGAUUUUAUGGGUCUCCUACCGAGUAAUUAUUUCAAAAUUUUGAAAGGUAUGAGAGAAGUAGUUCCAGCUAAUAAAGUCAAAUUGGAAUACUUUGGUUCUGCUUAUUAUAUGGAUUCUGUGAAGGUAGUAAUGAAAGGGUUUGAGGUGGAGCUUGUAAGGAUCUUGAAAAUUUUCACAACUAUAGAUUUCUCGUGCAAUCAAUUUCAUGGACUGAUUCCUGACGAGCUAGGAGAACUCAAUUCACUUUUAUUGCUAAACUUAUCUCACAAUAGUCUCGAUGGUCAAAUCCCGUCAUCAUUGGGGAAAUUAGCAGAACUUGAGUCCUUAGAUCUCUCAUCAAACAAGCUUGAAGGCAAGAUUCCAGAGCAAUUGACGAAGCUGACAUUCCUAUCAGUUUUGAAUCUUUCACACAAUGAACUUGUGGGCCACAUACCUGAAGGGAAGCAGUUCAAUACUUUCUCAAAUGAUUCCUAUAUUGGGAACUCUAGGUUGUGUGGAUUCCCAUUGACAAAGAAAUGUGAAGAACCAAGACCACCUUCAUCACAAUUUGAUGAAGAAGAUGACUCUACAACAGUCUUUGAGUGGAAGUUUGCAUUGGCAGGCUAUGGGUGCGGACUAGUGUUGGGACUUAGUCUGGGAUACAUUGCUUUCACUACAGGAAAACCAUGGUGGGUAGUGAAGAAGGUGGAGAAAUAUCAACAGAAAUUAGUUGAAAGGUGCAACCGAACUCAUAAGCAGAGAAAAACCCAAAAAGCCAACCAACGCUCUUAAGUGGUGCAAGCAGGUGCAGUUGAUUUCCUACUUCUGGGAGAUCUGGCAACAGUUGCUUCUUGAGUCUGUUUCGAUCUUUUUCAUGUUCAUUGUUGAUAUAUAGUUGUGUUGACUUGUGUGUGAAUUAUGGUUAUGUAUGAAUUUGUGUUGAUUUCUGUUGGAUUUCAUUUAUCUACUCCACAAGCAGUUGCUCAUGUAUUUUUCCUAGUGUAAUUAGUUUCUUCUGAUGUAAUCUCUUCGUAUUUUCUUCUCUCUUCCUUUGUUUUGGUUGUCCUUGAACUGUGCAUUUUAUUGAAGUAAAAUGUAAAAAUUCUUUAAUUUUUGGACCCCCAAAUGUUUCCUUUCACCAUAUUUCUCCGAUUGGUGUGGAAGCAAAGACGCAUAUGACAAAUCUUGAAUGACAGCUAAGCGAUUUCAGGGAGGAUUAUUACUUAAGAGGGCUGGGUGAGGGACGAUCCCAACCUCCUUUGCUCUCCAAAGGCCCAACCAUUUACCAUUGCCAACUCAAGUCUUAUUCUUUGACUGGUGAUCUGAUACUUAGGUACUUAUUUUGCAGUCAAGGGAAGGCAAUUCAUUUAUGAAGAAUGUAAACUGUUCCAUUAAGAAAAUUGUGUAACAACCUGAAUUUAUUGUAAGUUCUAUUUAACAAUCUGUUUUAUUAAAGUCAAGCACUUGAAUUUGUUUAGCAACCUCAAUUUACUAUAAGUUUUAUUUGCGCCAUUUCUAAUUUUUUUGCUAGCUGCGUUGUAUUAUGUCCUAGAUCGAGUUUCUUGCUUUUUCUUUCUCAUUUUGCUCUGUGCACUCAUCAAAACUUUAUAUUACUUUGGGCCUGGAUUAACUAAUAAAGAUUUUUUAUUGUU